Stylonychia lemnae is the source of this 2208-nucleotide messenger RNA. The record is from the annotation of a GenBank genome assembly. Lineage: Eukaryota; Ciliophora; Spirotrichea; Sporadotrichida; Oxytrichidae.
AUGUCGAAUCCCCCACAGAAUAAGCAUGUCAUCCGCAGUGACAAAAUCAGAGACACAAUCAUGUCAUCUGACCAAGCCCACUAGAAUUGGAACACUAUAAGAGAGGCAAUUCACAAGAUUUACGCUAAGGAGGCAAGUACUCUAAGUUAUGAGGAACUCUACAGGACAGCUUACAAUCUAGUUUUGCACAAACAUGGAGAUAUUUUGUACUAGGGAGUUAGAAAUACUACCAUUGAGUUACUGUAGCCAAUCGUUGAGCGACUGAACAGAUGCGGAGAGGACGAUCUGAUCAGGAGAAUCAAUGAGAUUUGGAAGGACAUUAAACUCUCAAUAGUUAUGAUCAAGGACAUCCUUAUGUAUAUGGAUCGUAACUAUGUGCCCAAAGUCAAACUCCAGAGUGUAGAGCACCUUCAAACUCAAUGUUUCUAGAAAUAUGUAGUACUUAACCAAGAGAUCAAAUUAAAGCUGAUUCAGAAAAUUAUUCAGGAAAUAAAGAGAGAGCGUGACGGCGGGAUAGUGGAGAUUACUCAACUGAGGCAAGUGAUUCAGAUGCUAGUCGAAGUUGGCAUAUCUUCAAAGAAGAUCUACGAGAACGAAUUUGAAAAGGUAUUCAUCAAUGAGACGAUCAACUACUACAAGGUGGAGAGUAACCAGCUGAUCACUUCUCACUCGUGCUUUGCUUUUCUCCAGAAAGCCAACAUGAGACUUAGAGAGGAACUCGAGCGAGUGCUGAAUUACCUAGAUUCAAGUUCUGAGAAGAUUCUGAUACAGACUUUCUUAAGAGAAUACAUCGAGGUGCACGCUCUGACUCUAAUCAAUAUGGAUUAGUCCGGUCUGAUCCACAUGAUUAAGAACGAAAAGUACAACGAGAUCGCUCUGAUGCAUGAACUAUUCUCUAAGAUCUAAAAUGCAAACUCAGCCCUGACCAAACAGUUGGCUCAAUAUAUUAUAAACGAGGGAAAUAAAUUGGUGUCUGAUGAAUCUUUGAAGCAUGAUUAAUUUGUGGCGAAGGUCAUUGAGCUGAGAGAUAAGAUGAUGAACAUGUUCGUCAAGAGUUUCAACAAGGACCCUGCAAUUGACUUGACAAUCAAGAAUGCUUUCGAGUCCUUUGUGAACUAGAGCGAGAGAACUGCUAUGAGUCUAGUUUACUACCUAGAUGACUAAUUCAAAAAAGACUUCAAAGGCAUGAGUGAGGGAGAAAUCAACGAGAGACUCGACAAAGUUAUUCAAAUCUUCCGCUACUUGCAGGACAAGGACAUAUUCGAAGGCUUCUACAAGAACAGCCUAGCCAAGAGACUGCUUGAUCAGAGAUCUGCUUCUGAAGACUCAGAGAAAUUGCUGGUCCUCAAGUUGAAGGAAGAGUGUGGGUUUUAGUUUACUCAAAAACUAGAAGUGAUGUUUAAGGAUAUUAAAAUGAGUGAGGAAACCAUGCUCGAAUUCAGAGGCACUCAGCAGUCCAAGUAAUUGUAAAUUGACCUCAAUGUCAAGGUAUUGACCACUGGAAACUGGCCAAAUGAGUCUAAAGAUAACAUCAACUAAAUCAUUUUGCCAAGAGAGAUUUAGACUUGCAUUUCAAGUUUCAACAAAUUCUAUAAUAAUAAACAUACUGGCAGACUUCUUCAUUGGAAACCAAGUCUUGCUUAUGCAGAAAUAAAGGCGACUCUUGGUGACUCAAACUCCAAGCAUGAACUGCACGCAACAACUUUCUAGACUUGCAUUCUGAUGCUUUUCAACCAGUUCCAAAGUGUAUCAUACUAGCAAAUCAUAGAGAAGACCAAUAUUACCGAGAUGGACUUGAAGUGCAACCUGAUUCCCUUGAUUGGCAUUAAGAUUUUAAAGAAAGUGCCAGAUGCCAAGGAGUUCAAUCCAAUGGAUUAGUACAGCCUCAACCCUGGCUUCAAGCAAAAUAUGCACAAGAUAAGACUUCCAGUUGCUCAGCCAAAGGAAAACAGAGCCCAGGAGAAAGCAGACGUUGCUGAAAAAGUGGAUGAGGACAGAAGGCACAUGGUUGAAGCCACUAUUGUCAAGGUCAUGAAAACUAGAAGAAGAAUUGAACAUAACGCACUCAUUUCAGAGUCAACUAAGAUCUUGAGUCAGAAAUUCAACCCCGACAUUACCAUGAUUAAGAAGAGAAUUGAGUCACUCAUCGACAGAGAGUACCUCGAGAGAGACCAGGAUGACAGAAGAUUCUACAAAUAUAUUGCUUGA